UUUUAUUUUGCUAUAUAGUGAUGUUCACUUCCGCAUAGAGAAUGCCAGUUUGGAGAGGAUGCUGUAUCGCCGACGCUUGUAUUUGUAGCUACUUCACAUAAAAAUAAUAAUGGCUACUUAUUAUAUACAGAUUUGAAUGGAUGUGAAAUGUUUGCGUACGAUCGAGGCUCACUGUUAAGCGUAAUAAAGCAGUAGUGGACUGUCUGGGGUGGUCGUGGCCUGUUUUCGGUGCUGUUCUGCUGUAGAAGAGGGAAUCAGUGAUGUGGAGGGAAUCGGAUGGCUCUGGUGUCUUCACUGCUGUUCCUGCGAGCUGAAGAGAAAAACACAGCCGUGUCGCUGUAAUAUGUCAACAACAUCAUGAACCUGAAAAAGUCCAGAAAUGUCGGAGCCUCCUCCAUGUCUUUGGAUGGGAUUGGAAAACAAGAUGCUGACUCGAAGAGGAAGAGAAAGAUGGCUGAGAUCACACAGGCUCUGAACGCAACACCUGUCGACGUGGCCACGCUGAGGAGGAUGGCCAUCAGCGAAGGAGGGCUCAUGACCGAUGAGCUCCGCCGUAAAGUCUGGCCUCGGCUUCUGAACGUGCCCGUAGAGAACAUCCCUGAAGAACUUGAUGACGUGAAUAGAGAGAAUAAUAAGGACUACAACCAGGUGCUUUUGGAUGUGCAGAGAUCCCUGAGACGCUUUCCUCCAGGUAUGCCUGAUGAGCAGAGGAUGGGACUACAGGAAGAGCUGAUUGACAUCAUCCUGCGCGUGCUGCAGAAAAACCCCCAGCUGCACUAUUAUCAGGGUUAUCACGACAUCGUGGUGACCUUCCUGCUCGUACUGGGAGAACGCCUUGCCACAGCGCUGGUGGAGAAACUCUCCACACACCAUCUCAGGGACUUUAUGGACCCCACCAUGGACAACACAAAACACAUCCUUAACUACCUUAUGCCGAUCAUAGAGCGAGUCAACCCAGAGGUGUACGACUUCAUGCAACAAGCUGAGGUUGGCACCAUUUUCGCCCUGAGCUGGCUCAUCACCUGGUUUGGCCAUGUAUUAUCAGAUUUCCGGCACGUAGUGCGGUUGUACGAUUUCUUCUUGGCCUGCCAUCCACUGAUGCCAAUUUAUUUUGCCGCUGUGAUCGUUCUGUACCGCGAGGAGGAGGUGCUGGAUUGUGAAUGUGACAUGGCCAUGAUGCACCACCUGCUCUCUCAGAUCCCUCAAGACCUCCCCUAUGAGACCCUGAUCAGUCGAGCCGGAGACCUUUUUGUACAGUUCCCUCCAUCUGAGCUGGCCAAAGGAGCAACUCGGGAGCGAGCUCAGCAAACGGCCGUGUCCACCUUCACAGACUUUGAGCUGGCGUCAGCGCAGCAAAAGCCUGAAAACGUGCUUCGCCGCAGGCAGAGAGAGCAGAAGCAGAAGCAGCCCGGCAGCACCAUCGACCCUCAGCGUGGCACCGUGGCCGUGAUUCGACCUUCUGCUCGACGACUUGUCAGACUGGCAGUAAUGGGCAUCACCGUGGCACUGGGGGCCGCCGCAUGGGCUGUAGUGAACUCUGCUCUGGAAUGGGCACCUAAACUCGACCUCCUGUUCCCUUAACAUGCACAGACCAGACCUGUCUCUCAGGACUUGGGGAUGGGCCGUCUUCGUUUUCUUUUUUUUUAAUUUAUAUUUGUGAGGCCUAAAUAAUGUCACGCUAAGAGAGAUUACAACAAAGUGCCCCCACCCCCACCCCCACCCAGCUAAGGAGCAGGAACGUAUGAUGAUGACACUAUUGAGCCAUGAGAAGUGUUUGAGUUGUGAGAUCGAAACAGGAUACAUUUUUAUAAGAGCAGGUUAGCAUAAAUAUGAAGUUGAUUUGUUGUCAAAAGUAAUCGCAUGUACAUGCAGCCUCAAACUAGUAAUUUUAUGGAUUCUGAAUCCAUAGUGAAUUUUGGGAAUCUCUAAUUUGUCAAAGUUUGUAUGUUUCCUUAUCAUGUGAUAUUUAUUUCGUAAAGUACAAAGGCCUUAUACUUCACGCUUUAACUAAACACUUUCUGGACCCUUCCGCUUGCCCCACCUUUUUACCUUUCUCGACUCUUCCGCUUGCACCUUACUCCUUACCUUUCUGGACCCAUCCACAUUUCCACACCCUCAUCAGCUCACCAUGUGUCCUUACUGUCUUACCUUUUCUGACCCAUCCAUUUGGACUCACUCCCUCAUCUCUCAUUAACUGAUUACUUUACCCUUAGCUUCCUGACCACUUACCUUUUUGGGUCAUCCAUUCGGACAAACCGCAUUAGCUAUCUGAACCUUACUACUUGGCCACACCUCCUUACCCAUCUAUUUGGACCCAGCCCUCAACAAGUAGGAUUUCGAAACCAUUCUAAUCAUAUCCCUUUGCAGUAUAACCAAUGAUUCGGAAAUAUAGCAUUAAAGCUGUAGGUACCAUAAACUGUAAUUCAUAUUUGCAGCAUUAGUAUUGUAAGACUUAAGAUUUGUAUUAGGUGUAAAAGGUUUGUUCCUGCAAAACAGGUCAUUGGGUUACGCUCACUAAUCUGAUGGAUUUGAGAUUCAUAAGAUUACAGUGUAAACGUUGCAUUUACUCACAAUUAUUUUGAACUCUAUUUGAAAGUGUAGAAAGAUGCUGAACGGAUAUAUAUUCAUUAAGUGAUUCCCCUUUACAAUUAUAAUAAUAUCCUUUAGCAGUUAAUACAGCUCAUUAUUUUCAAUAUGCGCACUUUAACUGGAUAUGAAUCGACAGUUUUUAUACUCACUUUUGAGUACUCAAAAUACAAGAUCUAGGUAUAUUUAUGGUAUACCAUCAGAUUUGAUGAGCUUUGAGUAUCAUCCAGUGCCCUUUUGAAUAUCAUGCAAUGGCCGUUUUCUGUUUUAUUUAAUAACUACACACUCCUUUAACAGAUGUUGCCCCAUUUUCUGUAAAUGUUCCCUAAGCUAACGAUGAGCUGUGAAUAAAUAAUGGUCCUUUCAUAAAAAGGAGAAAAUCAUCACAUGCACUCAUUCCGUGUGCAACUGAGCAAUGUGUGAAAUUAGCUUCAGCAGUCUGGAUGUCUAAAACCAAUUCAUUAUUCUCCAAGUGAUCUUUCUUCGGAUGAUUUUUCCUCUUCCGUUUCGCGUUAAACUAAUUAAACAGCUCAAAUAUUUUAUGCAACAAUCUCUGUUAUGCACAAUUUCUGUUCCGUUACAGUGUAUUCUAAGUAAGUGGAGGCCUUAAUUAAUUCUGUAUUCAUGUGGAAACAGUGGGACUGAUUUAGUUACUUGAUGGGCAUGGUUAUUGAAGCUCCUGUAACGGUGCAUACAAAAUGUCUGUAUCCUCUAUUUUAGAUAUCAACACAGCAUAUCGUUGCCACUAAUCAUCACUUUAUAACUCGAGUCGGAA
Hemibagrus wyckioides is the source of this 3361-nucleotide messenger RNA. RefSeq names its product TBC1 domain family, member 20 (gene tbc1d20). The record is from RefSeq and is a predicted model, not a curated record. Lineage: Eukaryota; Metazoa; Chordata; Actinopteri; Siluriformes; Bagridae. Gene Ontology annotation, biological process: positive regulation of GTPase activity; endoplasmic reticulum to Golgi vesicle-mediated transport. The transcript is spliced from 8 exons. Gene Ontology annotation, cellular component: endoplasmic reticulum membrane. The coding region runs from base 358 to 1581 and encodes 407 amino acids. Gene Ontology annotation, molecular function: GTPase activator activity.